CUCCUCACACACCUGGGGCAGGUAGGCUAGGCUGUUUGCACUCUGUAGUUUUCCAGGUGGCAACAGGCUAAGCCUUUGAUCAGGUUUGACGGGAUUUCUGAAGUGGAACAGGAAGCUACUUGAUAGAAGCUUCCUGCUGUGUUUGUUCUGCAGUAAUAUUUCCAUAUUCAUAUUCCAGUCCGCAGGGAUGAACUGGUCAGAACUAGAGAGCCUCCUUAGCGGGGUCAACAAGUACUCCACAGUGUUCGGCCGUGUGUGGCUGUCCAUGGUAUUUGUGUUUCGUGUCAUGGUGUUCGUGGUGGCCGCCCAGCCCGUGUGGGGAGACGAGAACAAGGACUUUGUGUGCAACACCAGGCAGCCCGGCUGCACCAACGUCUGCUACGACAGCAUCUUCCCCAUCUCACACAUCCGCCUGUGGGCCCUACAGCUCAUUUUCGUCACCUGUCCCUCUCUCAUGGUGGUGGCGCAUGUCAAGUACCGCGAGGGGAAGGAUUCAAAGUAUACUGCCCAACACCAGGGCUCUCACCUGUACGCCAACCCAGGGAAGAAACGUGGAGGCCUGUGGUGGACCUACCUGGUCAGCCUGAUCUUCAAGGCCGGGUUUGAUGUAGCCUUCCUCUACAUUCUCUACUAUAUCUACCACGGGUAUGACAUGCCACGUCUCUACAAGUGUGCCCUGGAGCCUUGCCCCAACACAGUGGACUGCUACAUCUCCAGGCCCACAGAGAAGAAGAUCUUCACCAUCUUCAUGGUGGUCUCCUCAGCCAUCUGCGUCUUCAUGUGCAUACUGGAGAUGUUCUAUCUGGUGGGUAUGCGCUUACAGAAGGUGCUCAAAGUAUGGCAGGACAACGAGAGACUGCUCUUUGCUGAGCACAAUAAGGUCACCAACAUCGCUCUGCCGAGGUCAUCGUACAUCAGGGUAGAUCCAACUAUUGGGAGCCAGCAGAACAUCAACAGACAGAAGAAGGCAGAGGAGGCUGCUGCCACAGGCCUGUAGCCCUGAUCUGUAUGAUUUUGGUGCAUAUUGGGACUAUGCAAGAAUCAUGAAGAACAGAAGUACCUUACAAAGGAAUAAGAAGCUUUAUAAAUGGACUCCUACAUGUACAGAUAACUGUGGUGUGUGUCUGCUUGUGGUUCGUUGUAUUUUUUGUUUACUUCUGUUGCCGUUUGUUUACAUAGCUUACAAUUGUUCAUCUAUUUUUUAUGUUUCAGCACUGUAGCACUAAUUAUGUAGUACUUAUAUGAUAUUAUGUCCUAUUCAUAUUUUUUGUUUUAGCCAUUUCAUUGACUUGAAGAGUAUUUCAAAUCCCCAACCUAGUCAAGAUAGAAUUAUAUUACAGAACAUCAACGUACAUUUUAAAUAGCUUUCCCAAUAUUUAACGUCCAGAGAUUUAAGGGUUUAUAGUAAAAUGGCAAAAAAUACAGACUUUUUGCACAGUAAUGUUUUAUAAAUGUUUAAUAUUCAAAAACCGUGUGAAUUUGUCUUUUGUUUCAAUUCUUUACAGAUCACUUAUAGAUCUUGUAUUUCGGCAAGUAAAAGUCUGUAUACGUGAAAUAAAUUACUGUA
Molecule: messenger RNA, 1567 nt
Organism: Salvelinus sp. IW2-2015
Lineage: Eukaryota; Metazoa; Chordata; Actinopteri; Salmoniformes; Salmonidae
Product: gap junction beta-4 protein
Biological process (GO): cell-cell signaling
Cellular component (GO): connexin complex
Molecular function (GO): gap junction channel activity
Source: RefSeq, a predicted model, not a curated record